Molecule: messenger RNA, 309 nt
Organism: Rotaria sp. Silwood2
Lineage: Eukaryota; Metazoa; Rotifera; Eurotatoria; Philodinida; Philodinidae
Source: the annotation of a GenBank genome assembly
AUGAGCUCACAACAAUUAGAAGAGAAAUUUGAAUUGAUAGCAAAACAUUUAUUUACAUAUUUUGAACGAACAAACUUUCAAACUAAUACACCAAGAAAUGUUGUCGAUACUUUUUCAUUAGCAGGUCAUCAUAAUAAACGAGAAUUUUCAAUCGAUUUUUAUUAUAAUAGUAUUCGAAUUUCAACAGAUUUCAAGAGAAAUGGAAAUCAAGCAACCUUAAAGAUGGAAAAUACUCAAAUUAAUUUGAAUCAAAAAUUGGGGUUUGAUUUAGUUAAAGAUGUUCGAUUAGAAAAUGGAGAACUUAAGUAA